CGAUUUGCACACGAGUCCUGUUGAAAGACAUGCCGGGAGAUUUCGCUUGAACACAAUUUACGCAGCGGAUUGAUUCAUUUUACUGGCUAACUAGCCACUACAGAUAUAGGCUUGUCUACUGCAAUACAAUUACUUGCCCUACGGUUCUUGAAAUACAUAAAAAUGACUGGAAGCGCAGGAGAAUGGUGUCUUAUGGAAAGUGAUCCUGGGGUUUUCACAGAAUUGAUCAAAGGCUUUGGUUGUAAAGGAGCUCAAGUUGAAGAAAUAUGGAGUAUGGAACCAGAGAACUUUGAAAAUCUGAAACCAGUUCAUGGGUUGAUCUUCCUGUUCAAGUGGCAGCCAGGUGAGGCACCAGCAGGCUCUAUCGUUCAGGAUUCAAGACUUGACAACAUAUUUUUUGCCAAGCAGGUGAUAAAUAACGCAUGUGCUACCCAGGCCAUUGUGAGUGUGCUGCUGAACUGCACUCACUCUGACAUGCUGCUGGGAGAGACACUCACAGAGUUCAGAGAAUUCUCACUCAGCUUCGAUGCUGCUAUGAAAGGUCUGGCUCUCAGCAACUCUGAAGUUAUUCGACAAGUUCACAACGGCUUUGCCAGACAGCAGAUGUUUGAGUUUGACGCAAAGUCUUCAGCGAAGGAUGAGGAAGCAUUCCACUUUGUGAGUUAUGUCCCUGUCAACGGCAGGCUCUAUGAGCUGGACGGACUACGUGAAGGGCCCAUCGACCUCGGUGUAUGCAACCAGGACGAUUGGAUCAACGCAGUUCGGCCAGUGAUUGAGAAAAGAAUACAGAAGUACAGUGAGGGAGAGAUCCGCUUCAACCUGAUGGCCAUCGUGUCAGACAGGAAGAUGAUUUAUGAGAGGAAGAUAGCGGAGCUGCAGAUCCAGCUUGCAGAGGAAGAGCCAAUGGACACAGACCAGAGCAGCACCCUCCUCAGCUCAAUCCAAUCAGAAAUUGCCAAGUAUCAGCUGCUGAUUGAUGAGGAGAAUCAGAAACGCAAACAAUACAAGAUCGAAAACAUCCGACGAAAGCAUAACUACCUACCCUUCAUCAUGGAACUACUGAAGACACUGGCAGAAUACCAGCAGUUGAUACCUUUGGUGGAAAAGGCAAAGGAGAAGCAGAGUGCCAAAAAAGUCCAGGAAGCCAAGUGAACACAGUCACUAGUGCUGAGUGAGGGGGGGGGGGGGGGUUAUAAAACAACUAAUCGACGACUUCAGUUUAGUUACUUUAAUUCCAUUUAGUUUUUUGUGAGCCCAACGCAGAAAUCAAGUCAAGAACUAUGUGGGACGCUGGUCUGAAGGUAAUUAGAUACACACAGAUCCACAAUGACGAGGGACAGAGACAGUUUGUGAAAGUAUGCCUUAUCUACUUUGAAGAACUAGUCAUGAUUUCAUCAGACAGCUCUGCAUCAUAGGCUACUUAGGCAGGCUAGCUAAAUAUGAUGACUAAAGACAGUACAUUAUAGGGAGCACAUAGAUAACGUUACUGGCUGCUUCAGAUUGCUACUGCCUGAGCAGAGAUGAGAUGACGACUUUAAGGAAUAAAAGAUAAUAAAGUCAUCAAAUAAAAACUUUGUAAUAUACAGAACUGAAAUAUUGUAUUUCGUAGUAAUUUCCUGUUUUUCUAUUGAUAUCUAGCCAAUGUAGACCUGACAAAGACAAUGGAUUAUUUUUUAUUGUUUUGGCAAUUGAAUGCUGACUAUUUUUGGCUUUGGAAUUUCCAUUAAAAAUAUCUAUAACAUAAUGCAUUUAAUGUUGAAAAAAAUAAUCGGAAAUCGUGAUAUUUUUUAUAAUUGAACUGAAACCGAACCGACCUCGAAAAGCACAAAUCUCUCAGCACUAACACUCGCACUCAGUCGUCGUAUUCAUGUGACCCACCAUUGUAUCAUGUGACACCCACCCCCCACAGACAUGAGCAUACGGGCAGUGGGAUAGACGAGAACUGUGUUGACUCCCACCCACGUCUACCGCUAAGCUGUAAUGUAUGCCUGGAAAGAUGUUUCAAUGAGCCUGUCUUAUUUUCAUAAUAAAAUGUGUUGUAGUUUGAUUGUUAA
Molecule: messenger RNA, 2054 nt
Organism: Oncorhynchus gorbuscha (pink salmon)
Lineage: Eukaryota; Metazoa; Chordata; Actinopteri; Salmoniformes; Salmonidae
Product: ubiquitin carboxyl-terminal hydrolase isozyme L5-like
Exons: 11
Coding region: 163-1152 (329 amino acids)
Biological process (GO): protein deubiquitination; ubiquitin-dependent protein catabolic process
Cellular component (GO): Ino80 complex; cytoplasm
Molecular function (GO): cysteine-type deubiquitinase activity; proteasome binding
Source: RefSeq, a predicted model, not a curated record